Molecule: messenger RNA, 2295 nt
Organism: Larimichthys crocea (large yellow croaker)
Lineage: Eukaryota; Metazoa; Chordata; Actinopteri; Sciaenidae
Product: zinc finger protein 418
Exons: 2
Coding region: 371-1978 (535 amino acids)
Biological process (GO): regulation of transcription by RNA polymerase II
Cellular component (GO): transcription regulator complex; PcG protein complex; chromatin
Molecular function (GO): DNA-binding transcription factor activity, RNA polymerase II-specific; RNA polymerase II cis-regulatory region sequence-specific DNA binding
Source: RefSeq, a predicted model, not a curated record
UCCCUGCCUGACAAACUGAGCAUGCGCAGAGCUCCUGUGCCGACGUCAUCUGUGUGCGACAGGCCUCGGGUACAGUGCGGUUGAUGCGGGGUGUGCGUGAUGUCCGCUGAAGCUCCGCAGCUCGGUCCCGCAGCCUGAUCCCGCAGCCGGAAGCCGCGUCAGCACUUUUUAUUCUGCUGAGUCACCGUUAGCUCCGCGGCUAGCAGCUGAUGCUAACAGGGUGAGUCAUUGUUAGACUCACACACACACACACACACACACACACACACUCUCACACACACACACACACUCACACACUCACACACUCACACACACACACACCUCCGGUCCGGACUCUGUGGACCCGGCUCGGCUCGGCUCGGCUCGGACGAUGAGCUCGCGGAGGUCGGGCUAUGCUGCUAGCAUGGACUCCUCCCGGAAGCAGAGCAUCAUCAACAUCCCGGACCGGACCGGUACCGGCACCGGGGUCGAGUCCUGCUACGACCGGAAAGCCGGCGUGACGGUGACGUCACUGAAGUCCCGGCUCGCGCCCACCAUCCAGACCGCCAUGUCCGCCGCCGUGGACACGCUGCUGGGCGAGGUGGUUCUGGUUCUGAACGAGACCCAGCAGGAGCUGCUGCACAAGGAGCAGGAGAACGAGCGCCUGAAGGUUCGGCUGGAGGUGUCGGAGCGCGAGCUGAAGACGCUGCAGGAGUGUCUGUGCAGCGCGCAGAAGCUGAUCGACCAGCUGCAGGUGUCCUACGGAGGCCCGCAGGGUCAGUCCGUGUUCGCCCCCGCGCUGUCCUCCAUGGCCUCCAUGGCCUCGGGUCUGGACCGGGACCACCAGAACUCCAGGAGCGUGAACGGAGCCGGCGUGGACUUGGGUCUGGGCGGUUCCGUGGACGAUUCGCUCCACGGGUUCGAGCCCAGAGACGACUACAAGAUGUGCCAGCUGUCCAUCCAGCCGGACGGUUCUGUGACCAACCACGCGCUGGACUUCGCCUCCAACACGGGCCACAUGUGCCCCGAGUCCAGCAGACCAGAUGAGCAGCAGUCUCAGGGCCCGGGAGCAGGAUCCAGGUUUGAGAUCAAAGAGGAGCAGGGCCCGGCGUCCGGCUCGGGUCAGCCCGGCAGGAAGGAGUCCAGCAGAGUCGGGGACGGCGAGGGAUCGUCCCACGGCGUGGGCGAGCUCGGCUACGUUCAGGUGGGCGGAGAGGGCGGCUCCCAGCGCUCCUUCACGCACCCGCUACGUCACCAAAGACCGGUCCGGGACUGCGGCGCCGUGCUGCAGCAGGCCGGACUGGACGGACAGAAACAGCUGGGAAGGACUUCAGGAGGCGGGAGGGGGGACAGCGCCUCCCCGGGCCGGGCCGAGGACUCGGCAGGACCUUCGGUGUCGGACGCGGCGGGCGACCCGUCCGGAGACCGGCCUCAUCACUGCCUGGAGUGCGGGAAAACCUUCCGCCUGAUCUCCAGCCUGAAGAAACACAUCCGGAUCCACACGGGCGAGAAGCCGUACCCGUGCGGCGUCUGCGGGCGCCGCUUCCGCGAGUCGGGCGCGCUCAAAACUCACCUGCGCAUCCACACGGGCGAGAAGCCGUACUCGUGCUCCGAGUGCGGGAACUGCUUCCGCCACCUGGACGGUCUGCGCAAACACCGGCGCACGCACACCGGCGAGAAGCCGUACGUGUGCGCCAUCUGCGGGAAGCGGCUGAGCCGCCUGCAGCACCUCAAACACCAUCAGCUGAUCCACACCGGCGAGCGGCCGUGCUGCUGCCCCUUCUGCAACCGCAGCUUCAAGGAGCCCGCCGCGCUGCGCAAACACAUCCGCACGCACCGCGAGGAGGGAGGUCACAUGGGCAUCGGCGCCAGCGACGACACCGACCCGGACGCCAUGGACGACAUGAACAACCUCCACCCGGCGGCGCCGUCUCCUCAGAUGAGGUUCGGGGAGUGGGGAGCCGACGAGGACGACGGCUCGGUCGUGGACUGCGUGUAGAGGCGGCUCUCUCUGUGAGACCCGGACCUGGUCCUGGUCCUGGUCCUGGGGCUGGUGGAUCAGGCGGUUCAGGUGUUGGUUCGGGUCGGGUCGUCUCUGAUCCGAGCUGUGACGACGCUUCACGUUUCCUUCAAAUGUAAAAAUAACGUUUAAAAAACACUCGUCAGGGACAUUCCCCACGCCUGCUGUGAUUGGACGAACUGACAGGAAGUGGACUCAUGAUUCACGAGACGGACUGAACACACACACACACACACACAGACACACACACAGACACACACACACACACACACACACACAUACACACACACACACAC